Papaver somniferum (opium poppy) is the source of this 1040-nucleotide messenger RNA. RefSeq names its product CRIB domain-containing protein RIC4-like. NCBI's taxonomy places the organism in Eukaryota, Viridiplantae, Streptophyta, Magnoliopsida, Ranunculales, Papaveraceae. The coding region runs from base 295 to 927 and encodes 210 amino acids. The record is from RefSeq and is a predicted model, not a curated record. The transcript is spliced from 3 exons.
CAUACCAAACACAAGGUGUCUCUUCUAACAUUUUCUUAUGAAAAAAAAUAAAAAUCAUUCUAACUUCAUAACAAAGCCAAAGACUAUUCCAUAAUAGAUACAAUACUAUUUUUACUUCUCUAUAUUCUUUCAUUCAUCAUAAUAGCCUUCUUCAUUAUAACUUUCAUAACUACCACUAUUACUACUGCCCUCUACUCCAUUCUACUACUACUGUCUCUCUUCUCUUCUCUUUUCUUUUUCUUCAUAUGAUGUUCUUUUGAUAUCAUUACAUAGGAAUUAUAAUCAUUCACAUAUAUGGAAAGAAGGUUCACCGUUCUUCGGUUCUCUUUUAGUUCGUGUUCUUCUCAAUCUAGCGUUGAUGUUGUCGAAAAUCCAUCAAAGAAAACCAAACUGGAUCCUGGUUCAUCUACAAUACAAGGAGGAGCAGAAAAAGAAGAUAGAUUAAAAGUGAAGAAAUACUCAUCUAAUAAGUUUCAUAUAGCAAUUCAGAAACCAAACAACAUAUCUUUGGGGAUACAAAGAAUUCUCAAGAGUUUCAAAUCCUUCUCUCAGAUUUUUGCCUAUAAAGAUGAAGAAGAAGAGGAUGAUGAUGAAGAUAUAGAAAUGGAGAUAGGGUUACCAACAGAUGUGAAGCAUGUGGCACAUAUUGGAUGGGAUGGAUCUACUACUACUACCAAAUCAAAUACAACAACACUAUCAAACAAUGCUUUAAAAGAUUGUUUCAUAUGGGAAAACUUAAACACUCAUUCAAAUGAUGAGAAGGGGGGUCAUCAAAAUGAAUCACUUGCUAACACUUCAAUCUCAUUGAGGCAGUUUGAACUUGCCAUGGCUGCACAAGCUAAUAAUAAUGGCCAUAAUGCAACAACAACACAACCUCUUGUUUUUCGUUCUUUAAAAAAGCCCAUUACUACUACUACUUCUUAUUAGUGAUGCAUUUUAUAAUAAUGAUUGUUUAAUGAUGAUAGAUUUGAUUUUUCAUCAUUGUUAUUGCGUGUGUUGUAUAUUCAUGAAUGAGAUAUAUCGGAAUUUUCUUUUUUUCA